AUGAUUACUGAGACAUGGUGCACUCCUCAGAUUUGCGAUAAAGAUAUUUCUAUUGAUAACUAUUAUGUAUUCAGAGGCGACAGAAACUAUGGUAGAGGAGGAGGAUGUGCUAUGUAUAUCAGGUCUGAUAUUAAGGCCACACAGUGCUUCUACCCAGAGCUCAUCACAGAUAACGAUUCAGUGUGGGCUAUUCUAAGACUGUCUCACUCCAGUUCCUAUCUUAUAGGUUGCAUCUAUCACCCCCCGUGCUCAACCGUUGAAGGUAAUAUGAAGCUUGCUAGCACGUUCGCUUACGCCACUUCACUACCUCACACGGCUAAAAUUAUAUGUGGGGACUUUAAUAUGCCCGAUGUAGUCUGGCAACCACUUUCCUCACCAAAACGGUACAAUGAAUUUAUCAACAUAAUAGAAACAAAAGAAUGGCAACAACACGUACAGUAUCCUACCAGGCUAUCUAAGAUUUUAGAUCUAGUUUUCACUAAUGGUAUCAUCCCCACUACCCUUCGAGUAGGUAAAGAGUUUCCUGGCAGCGACCACAGAGUAGUAUUCGGUACAUUUAAUAUUUGCACUAGCAUGAGUUCGACAAUAAACGCCAACAAAGUAUUACUCAGGGGUUACAGACAUGCUCAGUGGGAUGAACUGAAACCAUACAUACGCACCCUAGACUGGGAGCCAUACUUUACGUGCAGCUCGGCUAUAGAGACAAACAAAUUACUCUAUGAGAACCUAGGAUUUGCACAUGACUUCAUCGCUCCAGUAAGACUUGUGAAAACGAGGCCUAAACAGCCCGACUUCAUCCCCGUAAAGAUUCGAAACCGACUGCGUAAGCAUGCUAGGCAAUUCUACAGAUAUAAUGACUUUUCAUCACUCAUUACACUCAAGCAAACUUAUGAUUCAUACAAAUCUAAUCAGUUAUCUGAGUCCAUCAAACUAGAACGCAUCCUCCACUCACGACCUGAUAAUACAGAGGCAUUAGUUAAACUAAUUAAGUCACGAAUCAACAACAACAGAAUAAGUAUCCCUAACUUAUUACUAGAUGGAGAAAAACUACACGAAGACCCGCAGGAGAUAUGUGAGUUAUUCAGCUCCCACUUUUCUAGCUACUAUACUAUCGAAGAAACAGUAGAUAGUCUUGAAGUUCCGACAAUACCAAAUCACUUUUUGGGUAAUAUAACAUUCACCCAACAAAAGAUUUCCUCCGCUAUAGCAUCCCUCCGGACAUCAUAUAACGCUGGGCCCGAUGGAAUUCCAUCUAUCUUGUUGAAAAGAGGUGGUGAGGAUAUACCCAUUAUCCUACUAAAGUUUUUCAUUCUGUCCUUAAAUAAUGGCAGUUACCCAGAAUGCUGGAAACUGUCGUUUAUAACCCCUAGGCACAAACAAGGACCAACUUCUAACAUCGAAAACUACCGACCGAUUAAUAUCACGUCAGUAGUUUCCAGGGUUAUGGAAAAGGUUAUAGGGCAAGAUAUUGCUUCAUACCUCCACCUUCACAAAGUGUUUACUCCAGCACAACACGGCUUCUUGAAAAAUCGAUCAUGCUCCACCUGCCUACUUGACUACUUUGAUGAUGUUACCGCUAAGCGUGAUCAUGGUUUGUAUGUCACAACUCUCUUCUUUGACUUCAAAAAAGCCUUUGAUAAAGUCCCACACAAGAGACUAAUCCUUAAGCUAAAGUCGUACGGGUUCCAAGACCCCUUGUUAUCCUGGCUCAUUUCUUUCUUGGAAGAUCGUUCCCAAGUUGUGAAAUUUGCAAAUAAUUACUCGUCACCCAGACCUAUAAGAAGUGGAGUGAUUCAGGGUAGUGUACUAGGUCCACUGCUUUUCGUAAUCUACAUUAACGACAUCUGCAGCGUAAUCAAGCAUGGUACCCCAUACCUCUUUGCUGACGACUUAAAGAUUGUAUACAGCUUCCCCCAUUCUACACUAAACGAAGGAUUCACACAUAUUCAAGAUGAUCUGGAUAGGUUACAUAACUGGAGCAAUGACUGGCAACUGCCAUUCAAUUCUGAUAAAUGUGGUGUCCUAUAUUUCAAUAACUCCCAUCCGAAUUUCAGGUUACACCUAGGUAACUCUUUUCUCCAAACCCUCAGUUCCAUAAAAGACCUGGGAGUUACCUACUCACAAAACUUAACAUUCAGUCAGUACGCAAAAGCACUUGUUUCUAAAUGCCGAAGACUCACAGGCUUGUUGCAUCGAAAAAUGUACACAAAUGA
Molecule: messenger RNA, 2213 nt
Organism: Trichobilharzia regenti
Lineage: Eukaryota; Metazoa; Platyhelminthes; Trematoda; Strigeidida; Schistosomatidae
Source: the annotation of a GenBank genome assembly